Capsella rubella is the source of this 1231-nucleotide messenger RNA. RefSeq names its product F-box protein At1g47810. NCBI's taxonomy places the organism in Eukaryota, Viridiplantae, Streptophyta, Magnoliopsida, Brassicales, Brassicaceae. The coding region runs from base 1 to 1080 and encodes 359 amino acids. Gene Ontology annotation, molecular function: protein binding. The record is from RefSeq and is a predicted model, not a curated record. The transcript has 2 exons.
AUGGUGUUCGAGAUUCUGUCGAGGUUGCCUGCGAAAUCUAUAGGCAGAUACAGUGUAGAUAUCCUGACGAGGCUGCCUUUGAAAUCUAUAGGCAGGUUCAUUUACGUAUCCAAGUCAUGGGCAAACACCUUCCACUCUGUGCAAUUAAUCGAGCAGUAUCCCUUCCGCUAUGCCUCCAAUGAUAGAAGAAUAACAGGUUAUCAAGAAAACUGGCACUUUUUCUCCAAACCAACUCGUCCAGGUCCUCAUGUAGCGGAAGAGGAGAAGAAACCACCUCCUGAGUUUCUAUCAAAUACGGUGUGUCACUCCAAGGAAGUCCGUUAUAAGGAGCCUAGUUAUGUCCAUGGGUUGAUCAGUUUUUAUAAUGGCCAAGAACAAGUCGUGUGUAAUCCCACAACUGGUCAAUCCAUAAGCUUACCAACUCUCAACUCCACUGAUUGCAUCGUCAGAUCCUUUUUAGGAUAUGAUCCAAUCCAUGCCCGAUACAAAGUCUUGUGCUUGACCAAUGUUACUCGGUUCUGUGACCAUCAAGUCCUCACAUUGGGAGGAGCUCAAUCUUGGAGAACGAUCCAAUGCUCCACUCCUCACCGUCCCUUAGGAACUGACUCUGUCUGCAUAGACGGCGUUUUAUAUUACACUGCCUCCGGUUCCUUUACCAUCACGGAACCACUCUUGAUAAGAUUUGAUUUGAGGUCUGAAACUUUGGAAAUUGCUUCCAGACUUCCCCAGGGCAUGGGAUCUGAUAAGUUGCACGAAACAACUUUCAUAAACUACCAUGGGAAAGUAGCUCUUGUCACUCAAGUGCACCAACGCUACACUUUCACUUUCACUUUCACUUUGUGGGUUCUAGAGGACGCCAAGAAACAAGAUUGGUCGAUACAACGCCUAUCGUUCUCUCUAAAUGGUACUGACAGGCAAUGCCAUUCCGGUCUGAAAAUGUUGGGCGUUUCUGAAACGGGAGAGUUUGUCUAUGCACCAAAUGAGGCUAAAGAGCUGCAAGGAAACACCGAACAUAAGUUUAGAGAUUUUGAUAACGUAUUUACUUUCUUACAUCACGUAGAAAGUCUUAUGUUUAUUUAGAGAGGGAUAGAGAGAGUUUCAUGUUGCUGCUUCUAAGCCUUCUCCUUUUCAACUAGUUUGUUCUAAGCUUUUACUAUGUAUGAGUCUUUUAUCUUUGUUCUCACUAAAACACAGACUCAAAGAAAUAAUUUGAGGGUGAAAAUUCAUGUCA